Penicillium cinerascens is the source of this 1434-nucleotide messenger RNA. Its product is annotated as putative cytochrome b5 reductase. The transcript is spliced from 2 exons. NCBI's taxonomy places the organism in Eukaryota, Fungi, Ascomycota, Eurotiomycetes, Eurotiales, Aspergillaceae. Gene Ontology annotation, molecular function: heme binding; oxidoreductase activity. Gene Ontology annotation, cellular component: endoplasmic reticulum. The record is from RefSeq and is a predicted model, not a curated record. Bases 1 to 1434 code for a protein of 477 amino acids.
AUGGCAGUCCCAGAGACGAAAGAGCUCAAGGCUCAAUGGAAGGGCGAUAUUGAGCUGCCCGAGUAUACCAUGAAGGAUGUGGCUGCACACAACACGAAGACCGAUUUGUGGAUUGUGAUUCACGGACAAGUAUUCGAUAUCACGGAAUAUCUCCAAGAUCACCCUGGAGGUGCUGACGUUCUCGUUGAAACGGCUGGAACUGAUGCCACCGCUGCCUACGAGGAUGUCGGACAUUCAGAGGAUGCGCGCGAGAUCAUGCAGCCGUACCUGGUCGGUGUUCUCAAGGAUGCUCAGCAGUAUCUCCGCCCCAAGGCAGUCCGUGUUGUAUCACAGAAAGCGCCGGAGGAGAGCAAAGCAUCAUCUUCACUGCGAACCACUGGAAUCGUGGCCGGUGCGCUGGUCACGAUGCUCCCAGUGAUCUACAUCUCCACCCGAGGAAACGUCCACGGCUGGAAUGGCAUGGGUCUUUCACAGCUGCUUCCCCGUCAACUGAAGGGUCUACGCUUACCGCACGGUGGCUUUGUGAAUGGUUUCCUGGCAGCCAGCGCCGUCGCUGGCACGAUUGGUGUAAUGGUAGCCAAGCAGGCCAGCCGAUUCACCAAGAUCGACUCCGGUUUCAUGCGAUACCCGCCUCGCAUCAAGACCAAAAAGGUCGUUCGCAUUGACCCGCAUCUUACUCGCGGCUUCCUCGAGCCCCAAAAUUACCAGCGCAUCCCCCUGGUCGAAAAGGAUCAGCUAUCGUCCAACACAUUCCGCUUCGUCUUUGCUCUGCCCGAUGCCAAGAGCGUUCUCGGCCUGCCCAUCGGCCAGCACGUCGCCAUCAGAGCCGUCGUCGACGGUACCACUGUGACAAGAUCCUACACACCAACCUCCAACAACCUUGACCGUGGACGCAUCGAGCUGGUCGUGAAAUGCUACCCGGACGGACUUCUCAGCGGGUGCUACCUGGCCGGCCUCUCGAUCGGCGACGAAGUCGAAUUCCGCGGCCCCAAAGGCGCCAUGCGCUAUAGCAACGGACUCUGCCGCAAGAUCGGUAUGGUGGCCGGCGGCACAGGCAUCACACCAAUGUACCAAGUGAUCCGGGCAAUUUGCGAGAACGAAACCGACACGACCGAAAUCAGCCUAAUCUAUGCCAACCGCUCCGAGUCAGACAUUCUGCUCCGCGAAGAGCUGGAGACGUUCGCCCGACGCUACCCCAAGAACUUCAAGCUGUGGUACAUGCUGGACAGCGCACCAGAGGGCUGGGCCUACGGGACAGGAUACGUGGACCAGACCGUCCUGUCAAAGCACUUACCAGCGCACUCAUCAGACACGAAGAUUUUCCUGUGUGGGCCACCGGGCAUGGUGAACGCAACCAAGAAAAACUUGGCAGCGCUUGGCUUCCGGAAGCCCGGGACGGUAUCGAAGAUGAGCGAUGAGAUCUUCUGUUUCUAG